Molecule: messenger RNA, 2889 nt
Organism: Laccaria bicolor S238N-H82
Lineage: Eukaryota; Fungi; Basidiomycota; Agaricomycetes; Agaricales; Hydnangiaceae
Exons: 2
Coding region: 1-2889 (962 amino acids)
Source: RefSeq, a predicted model, not a curated record
AUGGCACCAUUAGCAUCACGAAAACGGCAGGCAGCAGUAGCUAACUUGAAAGCACAGGAGGUUCUCAAUGAAAAGAGAGCUGUAUUGGCUUCAGAGACUGCAAAAGAUGAUCUCUGGAUUAGCUUACAGGCUGCAAAGUCACGAAUUGAGGAGCUGGAGAAUCUGCUUGCUGACAGAGACACAGAAUGCUGCAGACUUGAGUCAGAGCUUGAUAAGGCUAAUCAGAAACUGCAAAUGCAUAAGGACAACUCUGUGCUUUGGCAGGAAAAGCAUGAGAGAACAUAUCAUGAGCUUCGUAUGCAGCGCCAAACCUCAAAAAGAGGGCAACAAAAAUUGACCCAAUUACAGAAUCAGGUAGAGAUCCUGAAGACUGCAGAGAAAGAGACUUCUAAGCAGCUUUUGAGAGGCUCUCCUUCCAAGUUGCGCAAGGCAGUCAAAUGUGGUAAAAAACAAAAGGAGCAAUCAAUAGCCUCAGUCAAGAAGAAGAUCUUAGACCAACGAUCAGUUCACUAUUUAAUGCAAAAGGGUGUCUUCACUGAGGAAACACACAAUGUUGUCCGUUUACUUGUCAAGGCUGGCUGCUCACGAAACCUUGUUGGUGAGGUUAUUUUGGCUGUCCUCAAAUCUGCAGGAAUAACAGGUGUUGGCAGUAUCAGCCACACUUCUGUUUCUCGAUUUCUUCAUGAGGGAUAUUUUGCUGCACAAAUUCAGCUUGGAUAUGAGAUGAAAAAAGCAGAAAGUAUGACUUUCAGUGCAGAUGGUACAAGCCAUCGUAGCAUCAACUACAAUUCCCGCCAUGUUCAUCUUAUUGCUGAGGAUUACACUUCACCAGAGGGCAGUUCAAAGCAACAAGUAACCCGAACUUUUGGAAUUCAAUCAUCAAAAGAUGGAUCUAGUGAAGAAGCUAUUGCAGACUGGGAGAAUACUCUCAAGAAAAUUAUUGACCUCUACAAUGACAGUCCUCUUGGAAAGCGCUCAGGUGGACUUCUCAAAUUUAUUGAACUUUUGAUCAAACUUGCAGGAAUGAGCACUGAUCACUGUGCAAAGGGAAAAAAAGAUGCCCGAUUGCUUGAAACUCUGAAAGCUUGGGCUGUUGAUCAACAUCUUGGAGAAGAAAAAAUGUUAGAAAUGACAUUAGAGGAGGUUCGUGACUAUUUCAAGAAAGCAGAAGAGGAAAUGAUUAGAAAAGCUGGUGGGGUAAAUAAGUGGAACAAACUGUCUGACAUCAAGAAGGCUGAGAGGAAGGCCAAAAUGAUUGAAGAGGCAGUUGCUGAGUUGGGAAAAGAAGAGUUUGAUAAUCUCUCUGAUGAGGAAAAACGUAUUUUCUGGCUCUUUAUCUGGGCUGGCUGUGGUUGCCACAAGGAUCUGAACACUAUUCGGGGAGGGUAUCUUGCAGUGGCAGCUUGGUGGAUUGAGAAUGGGCUUGAGGAAGAACGCCCUGUCCUUCUUGCCAAUCGUGAUAAUGAUCCUGUGGUUCAAGAGCGAGCCACUGCUCUUGAGAAAGGUGACACCCUAACACCAGCUCAAGAAAGAGCUUUUCACAAAUCAACACGUGGUGCAAUUAAAACUGCAGAAAUUGCAGGUGCAAUCUUCAACAAUAAAGACAAUAAAAGGGGCCACCAUGAUAUCUUUCGUUAUUGGUGGUGGGAACAUGUGGGAGUUCCAUUUACAUUUCCCGAUACAUCCAACAAUAGAUUCCAGUCAUAUUGUAAUGCUGCUGCAGCCCUUAUUCUCUAUGGAGAUGAAUUCAAGGAUUUUCUUGAGAGUCUACGCAUCAACAAGCAAAAUCCAACACUCAAUCACAUGGAAUUAAAUCUCUGGAAGGCUCUCCACUGCACUUCAACAGUGACUGAGCUUGCUGUUCUUGCAAUUUAUGCUGAGGCUGUUUCAUACCCAUAUAUGAAAGCAAUCCGUACUUCUGAUGCCCAAAAAAAGAACAUGCUUGACCUUGGUCCUUUUCAUUCUCGUGUCUAUGAUCAUAUGCAGAAAAUCAUUGCAAAUCCUGACAUUCUCAUUGGAAAAGACCUAGACAUUUCUGAAUCAUACAAAACAGCUACUCUAGAUGGUGAAAAGUGGCAGAAUCCUGCAGUUGUAAAGAAGAUAUUUGACCUCAUCCCUACACUCCCUCACUUCCACAAUCUUUUGAUUGCAUUUUUCAAAGGAGCAGCACAAACAUGGGAACGUUUCACAUCAGAAUUUGCACCUGGUGGCCUAAUUGAUGAAGCAACUGCAGAGGAAAGGGAGCUUGCACAUAUGCCUGCAACAAAUGAUGAAAAUGAAGGUCUGCUAGGGUCUUUCCGAUGCCUCAUGCACUAUCAGCCUCAGCUUACACUUCUCAGUUGCAAUGCCUUGAUAAUGUUUUUCCGCAAUAACACACAAGCAUUUAUGGAAACAAAGUUUACUGAGGAAGACUAUCAGUAUAUACAUAAACUUGGACGAGAGGCAAAUGGGGAGGAGAAGAAAAGGCGCAAUGAACUUACUGAUUUCCGUGACCAACGACAAGCAAAGAAAACUGCACGCAAGGAGGUUUGGGAGCAAAAUGCAAAGGCAACUGCAGAACGGAUUGCACAGUUGGAACUUGUUUUUGACAAGGAAAAGGUCCCAGGACUCAAGGGCACGUCCCUCAAGGACCAAUUGAGACUCUUCAAGAGUGCAGGUGCUCCAAAUCUCAAGCAAGGGCCAAUGCCAACCAAAGUUGCUGAUAUCCGCAAAGCACUUGUAGAUGCUAUUGAUCUGCAUACAAAUGGUGCUUGGAAGCUCAUCCAAGAUGAGGAGAGUGAGGGUGAGAAUAUUAAUCUGUCAGAGGAAGAGGAGGAUGAGGAGGAUGAGGAGGAUGAGGAGGAUGAGGAGGAGGGUUGGGAGGAUAUAGAGGGCUAUGAGAGUGAAUGA